CUCGUCCUAACCUAUGAGUCUUUCCCCUCGAAAACUUUCUUCUCACCUGCCAGACGCAAUUAUUGGCUGUUUUACAUUUUAGAUUAAAGAUUUAGUGCAUUGGACACCUAUUUUUUAAGCAAAUGAGAAGUAUGACACUUACAGAAAUGGAGCCAUUAAAAGCACACUUAGAUUCAAAUAAAGAAAGACACCUGGAUUCUUUAGAGAUGGCUGGAAAAAUGGUAGACAAACACAUUCUUGCUGAUAGUAAUUUUCCAUCUUUAACCAAUCUUAUGCGAUAUAAUGUACAAAGUGGACCAACUGUUAGUGGUCUCGAUGAUCAUGACUAUCCUAAUUUAAAUGGUGGAUCAAUGAGUUUAACAAAUAUCAAUCAAAUGAAGAUACAUAGCAAAAUUCCACUGCCUUCUGAAGUAAUGGAACACUUUGGUCAUAUGCAAUGUCACUGCAUGAUGGGCCUUUUUACAGAAAUUUCCAAAGCCUGGCUUACUAUCGACAGUGAUAUUUAUCUAUGGUCCUAUGAAAAUGAGUCGGAUGUUGCAUACUUCGAUGGACUGAAUGAGACUAUUAUAAGCGUAGGUUUAGUGAAACCCAAGGCAGGAAUUUUCCAGAAUUACGUCAAAUAUUUAUUAAUUCUCACAACAACAGUAGAAAUAACUAUCCUUGGUGUUACGAUACCCGAUGAUACAGGAGAAGUUCAAUUAGUCCCGGAACCAAUUUUUACCGUCACUACUGACGGAAUAGGAAUUACUACAAUUGCUAAUACCAGCAGUGGCCGAAUCUUUCUCGGCGGUAGAAAUGGCUCUCUGUUCGAAAUAUAUUAUCAGGCAGAGAGCAGUUGGUUUGGCAAGCGGUGUAAAAAGAUCAAUCACUCGGAAGGUCCGUUGUCGUUCCUGGUACCAUCGUUUGUUUCUAUGGCACUGUCGGAGGAAGAAGCUAUAAUUCAGAUAUCCGUGGACGAUUCGCGCAACAUUUUGUACACUUUGGGCGAUAGGGGUACGAUCACAGUUUGGGAUAUUGAUAAUGGCGGUGCGUCGAAAAUUACAUCCUUGUCUCAGGCUUCUUUGGUGCAAAAUACUGUCCACGUUGUUAAGACUCUGGAUAGUAAUAAUUUCCGACCCCUUGUGAGCAUAUCAGCCAUAUCGGAGUCCGAAUCGGUACACUUAAACCUGGUUGUGGUCGCAGCGACGGGGACUCGCUUCUACUUCAGCUGCACCUCGGUUACAAAUCCUACUAGUAGACCGCAAGGUCUGCAAUUGAUACAUGUCAGAUUACCACCGGGUUACGCUGCGAACGCUCCGGUGAUGAGGCCACGGAAAGUGCAGAUGGCGUAUUAUAGAAAAGGCACCCUUAUUCUCGUCUGCGGCGGUGAUACAGAGAGCGCAUGGUGUUUGAGUAACGACGCCUAUCCAUUUACAAAUUAUUUAGCCGAAACUCAAAGUAUCCUGCCUCUCGAUAGUCCAGCUUGGGCAAUGGAGGAGAUCAUUGGGGAUUCGGCUAUACACAUCGAGAAGCAGAACAGUCCUCAGGGUGAGCCUCCGCUGUUGGUGCGCCAACACAUGGAACCACCGAGAAAAUUCAUAUUUCUCACAGCACAGGGCGCAAUAAUCUUGAUGCAGGUGCGUCCCGUGGACAUCCUGCGACAGCUGCUCUUGGAACAACGCGGACCCGACACCGAACCGGUGCGCGCGUAUUUUCAGUCGCAAUCUCUGGAGCAAGCUUGCGCCACGUGCCUUAUUCUGGCGACGCUCGCGAGUUCUCAAAACGCCCAGUUAUCCGAGUGGGCGACCCGUGCGUUCUUUUUAUACGGCGGCCAAAGGACAGUAGGAAUAGGUCUCCCCAUUGACAUGCACAGUGGUUUCUCUAAUAUCAACCCAGUAGAUUUACGUACGUCCACGCCCAGAAUGCCAACCUUCGACUCGAGAACUCAAGCCUUCCGAUCGCACGCUCAAAUGGGACUCACCACGGACGUCGCUUUGCAACACUUCUCCGCGAAGCACAGCGGAUUAUAUUUGUACGUAGGAAGAAUACUUCGUCCUAUAUGGAACAUAAGGUGUAUAAAGCAAGAAAUAGUGAAUAAUAAAAGUCAGAUAUCCAGUACGGUGCCAGCGACACAAAUAGCCUGGAUCUUAGGACAUUUGCAAGCAUUGAGGUGUUUCUUGAACAAAAAUACGCAUAUCUCGAAACAACAAAACGCAACUAAUAGAAGUAUAACGACUGGCUUUGAAACGACCAUUUCGAGCCACUUUCAAGAGCCAAUCGUGGAAGAAAGGAAUUCGUUGGAUGCUCUAAAAGUUUUCAUCACUCACGCCUGCGAAGUUCUCGGUUUGUGGAAGAUAUUGUGCGAGAAUCAGUUGAACAAUAUUGUGAAUUGCUUAACGAAGGAUCAGAUCGCUCAGUUUUCGACCGCCACCUUCAGAGACUUGAUUUUGAUAGGCCAUGAGAUAUCCUCUCUGCUCAUCGUUCAUUUGAUUGACAGCUAUCUCGGGGACAACGCGUCGGUAGAUACCGUAAGCGCAAAGUUGAGGGAGGUAUGCCCGAAUUUGUACAGAUCCGAGGACGCCGAUUGUUCUAAGGCGAACGAGAUUAUUCUGAAGGCGAAAAAUUGCACAAAUCCGGAGGAGAAAGAAUUGUACCUGCAGUCUGCCUUAAAGCUUUGCAAGAAGGUAGCGCCCAGGUUGAAUUUGGCCGCGGUGUGCCAGCAGUUUGUGGCGUGCCAGUUUUACAUGGGAGUGCUCGAAUUGUGUAUCUGCUGUGCAGAAAGAAUAGAUCCCAACAAUGCCGCCUCUCAUUAUUACAAGAACAACGAGCCCCAAGAAGAUAACGAAGGAUACCAGGCCUUUAUGAAACGUUUAGAAAUUUAUAAGGAAUUCAUCACGAUGCUGGAACACUUGUAUCAGCAGAGUCUCUCCAGCCCUUUAACGCCGACUGUACCGAGCAAGCCUGGGCCUCCCUUGCUGACUUCGAUCACUGCGAUAACACCGGCGAAGGAAAUGUUGCAUGAGAUCAUAGGCGACGCGCUGCAGGCUCCGUGCGAGACGCUACAUUCCUCUAUUUACACCUGGAUGAUCGAGAAAGGGCUGCAUGGUGAAUUGGUCGCGCUCGCCGCACCGUCGUUGGAGACUUACCUCAAUCGUGCCAACGCGCUCGAGCUGCUCUGGCAAUUUUACGAGAGAAACAAGAAUCACGCAGCUGCCGCGAAAAUCUUGGACUCUUUAGCCAGCAAAGGGUACGCGUCAGAUAUAUCACUACCGGAGAGAGUGGAGUAUUUGGCACGAGCGGUUGCGUGCAUGCGAAGCCAUCAGACCGGAUACGCUCCUUACCUUGGGAUCUUCUUGCGCGAACUGGAAGAUAAGCUGGAAGUAGCUAGAAUGCAGCAAAAGAUACUCGAUAUUAUCAACAAUAUAACGAACAAUCAGCAAAGUCUGCACGAUUCCAUGACGGUGAAAGACGCAAAAUCGAGACUGAAUUCUUCGCUGCUUGACAUCACACAGUUGUACGAAGAAUACGCAGAGCCCUUGCAGCUUUGGGAAUGCAAAUUGGCUAUAAUUCAUUGCUCAGGUCAUCAGGAUGAUAUGUUGAUCAAAGGAAUUUGGACGAAUAUAAUUGAUAAUGAAUUAGAAAACGUGACAGCUCCAUCCAACGAAGAUAAAAUGACCAUUUUAAUGAGUAAAGUUAAAUUACUUGGCCAGGAAUAUGUCGGAUCGCCGCAUUGCUUCCCAAUUGACUUUUUAGUGAAACAACUGGAGAUGAAAGCGUGUAAAUAUAAAAUUUCCAAUACUUGCAUCAUAACCGGGUUCUUAGAAUUGGGAGUGGCGAUGGAGGACCUCUUGGACAUUUAUGACAAAAUGAUCGGUAAAAAUACCCGUACCUGGUUGAAUGAAGGCAACGAAUUUCACCUGAUUGAAUCGACAGCGAAUUUGGUGCAUCAUUUUAUAAAACAUUCGAACGUUACGAACAGCUUUAUCAGGAGAAAAAUAAUAACAAAAUGUCAGGAUGUCAUAUCGAAGUGCUUAACAACACUCUUCAGCAAACCUAACGGCGGUGACCUCGACAGAGAAAUAGCGAAUUUGCGAUCGAUCCAAAGCAUAUUGAAUCGCAUGUGAGACAGCUUUACCUGAGAGCAAUCAGGAUUGGACGUACAUUAUAUAUAUAAAAAAUAGGGUAUCAAAGUGACUUUUCAAAGUAUCUGAUACAAGCCGCUGCGCUACGCCAAGCCACGACGCUGUUGACGACGGCGUCGCUAAUCAAAUAAUUACUCAAUUUAUAAAUAUUUACCAAGUACUUUGUCUCUUUAAUUUUACAAAGUUGCAAAUUAAUACUGCAUCAAGUGGUUA
Molecule: messenger RNA, 4334 nt
Organism: Dinoponera quadriceps
Lineage: Eukaryota; Metazoa; Arthropoda; Insecta; Hymenoptera; Formicidae
Gene: Nup154
Product: nuclear pore complex protein Nup155
Exons: 27
Coding region: 123-4103 (1326 amino acids)
Biological process (GO): protein localization to nuclear inner membrane; RNA export from nucleus; transcription-dependent tethering of RNA polymerase II gene DNA at nuclear periphery
Cellular component (GO): nuclear pore inner ring; nuclear pore
Molecular function (GO): structural constituent of nuclear pore; protein binding
Source: RefSeq, a predicted model, not a curated record